Molecule: messenger RNA, 1782 nt
Organism: Mollisia scopiformis
Lineage: Eukaryota; Fungi; Ascomycota; Leotiomycetes; Helotiales; Mollisiaceae
Product: HhH-GPD superfamily base excision DNA repair protein
Exons: 3
Coding region: 420-1526 (368 amino acids)
Biological process (GO): base-excision repair, AP site formation; DNA alkylation repair; base-excision repair
Cellular component (GO): nucleus; protein-DNA complex
Molecular function (GO): DNA-3-methyladenine glycosylase activity; alkylated DNA binding; DNA-7-methylguanine glycosylase activity
Source: RefSeq, a predicted model, not a curated record
CCAUACAAAGCAAUUACAGUCGUAGUUUUCCGAGCUCACUUAAGACUACGCUUGGGUUCCUGUCAAGUUGUACCAAAAGGCUCGGCAUAAAGCGUCAACCGUCUACAAGCCGUUUCAGGUCAGUUGAAGCUUCCCAGUCAAAAGGGGUCUCGCACGUGAUGUACUACUAAGCAGUCAUCACGUCUAUCCUGCUUUCAAAUUCACCAAUUACCGUGAUCCCUCUUCAAUGAACAUUAUUCUUGGGUUUCAUAGCUUUUUCGAAUAGUUAAGCUAAACCCUUUUCUCAGACGUUGGAUUCGUCCAUAACAGCAACGGCUUCCAUCAGCUCCUUGACUUUUAGGCUGCAGCGGUACUUGUCAUUCAGAAAGAACUCUGCCAUCAUUCCUUCACUCCCGUCAGUCCUAUCACAUACAUACACAAUGUCGUCUCGACGGUCAGCUCGUCUGAGCGCAGUAUCUUCGGCUAUCAAAGAGGAUCCCAAACCCUCAGAAAACGGGUCUACGCCACCCAAGGUGGCGAAUAUCAGCAAGAAAAGAAAGGUUGCUCCAGAAAUCACAGAACCAAAGACCAAUGGCAGUCCAUCAACGCCAAAAAGAAAGAAGGCUUCAAAACCAAUUCCGCCCAUCACUCCAACUCCAACAGCUAUUGGUUUGAUGUCAAUGCCCUACAGUUCAGGAGAUAUUGAUAACACUACUCCGCCUCCCAUUAACCGACUUGCUGUUCCCAACGGUACUAAUGCCGCCCUGGUAACACCAGAGACUCAUCGACUGGUAGCAAGUAAGCCAGUCGAUCAGAUAUCACCUUCCAAGAAAGCUAGUGUUCAGACUACUGGCAAGAUUCUUGACGAGGCAAUAGCCCAUCUCCUCAAGGCGGAUCCAAAGUUGAAGCCUGUAAUCGAGCAGGAGCAUUGUCAUGUCUUCUCACCAGAGGGACUAGCUGAGGAGAUUGACCCUUUCAGAAGUUUAGCAAGUGGGAUUAUCUCUCAGCAGGUCUCUGGAGCGGCAGCAAGGAGCAUCAGAGCCAAGUUCGUUGCUCUAUUUAACACAGAUAAGUCAGAUGCCUCGCAGCACGUCUUCCCAACACCUUCCCAGGUGUGUGGUAGUACCAUUGAGGUCCUACGAACUGCUGGACUUUCUCAACGCAAAGCAGAAUAUAUCCUUGGUCUUGCAGAGAAGUUCCACUCUAACGAGCUGACAACUGAGAUGUUGUUCAAUGCUUCAUACGAAGAAGUUCUAGAGGCUUUGAUCAAGGUCAGAGGACUUGGAAAGUGGAGCGUGGAAAUGUUCGCUUGCUUUGGACUCAAGAGGAUGGAUGUCUUCUCAACUGGGGACUUGGGUGUUCAAAGAGGUAUGGCUGCAUUCAUGGGAAGAGAUGUCAAUAAGUUGAAGGGAAAGGGAGGCAAGUGGAAGUACAUGAGUGAGAAAGAAAUGGAAGAGAUCGCAGAGAAGUUCAGGCCUUACAGAAGUUUAUUCAUGUGGUUGAUGUGGCGAGUUGAAGAUGUCGACAUCAGCACUCUUCAAGGCUAGGCCAGACUGUCCAUCGCACUUGUGCACAAGCAUGGAUUGAUACAUGUAGGAAUUUCGGAUUACAAUCUAAGAAAUGAAAGAAUAUUGCGGGUAGUGGACUGUAAACUCUACCAUUUUCUGGGUUGGUUUCUUAUGAAAAGCAUUCCUGUUCGAGUAACAUCCCAACCUCGCUCUGCAAUGCAUUGUGCUUAGUUACCGCGAUGUAAGUAAGGGACGUGUAUUGAACUCGUUCCUUCAGUUGCCAAAGCGUACCGAC